Staurois parvus is the source of this 390-nucleotide messenger RNA. Lineage: Eukaryota; Metazoa; Chordata; Amphibia; Anura; Ranidae. The record is from the annotation of a GenBank genome assembly.
AUGUCGUACAAGCGUGGCACCUGCUUGGGGUUCAUUAUGCUCCUCAUGGUCUGUCACCAUCAUGCCAAGGGGAAACCACUGUCCAGCCUGCAGAGCUUGUCCAGGUUGCUGGAGGAUAAUUUUGAGCGUUCCUAUGGUUCUGAUGAGGCAGAUCAGCAGCUUGUACCGACCGAUUCCUUGGACCAGCUGGACCCAGAACUUCAGUGGAACAAAAACCGGGUCGAGCAAGGCGAAGGUCCUCAUGUUAACGAGAUGACGCUUCAGCAGCUGCUAAACGACCCCGUCGGCACAUCACGAAGAUACAGACAGAGAAGCAAAAAGGGCUAUUCUAGGGGAUGUUUCGGGGUGAAGCUGGACAGAAUCGGAGCAUUCAGUGGGCUGGGCUGCUGA